UCACAUCAUGGGCAUCCCAUGCAUGAAUUUCUCUUUGAUAUAAAUACAAACACUUGGUGGGUUGAAACAGUGCUUGAGGGUCCCUUGUAGAAUUUAUUAGGGUUUUCUUUGUGCUUUCAUUCUCAUUUCUUCUAUGUUGUUUUGAAUUCCCAUGGCAUGCUUAGACAUGUACAACUCCGAGCAAAAAGGUUAUUGCCCUCCAAUGAGCCCAAGAAUCUCUUUCUCCAAUGAUUUUGUUGAUUCUCAGCAGAUUAUCAAGCAAGAGAGAGGCUCAAGAUCAGAGACCCCAGUGUCUACUGAUUUUGAAUUCUCUGUCUCUAACUACUCCAUGAUGAGUGCUGAUGAGCUUUUCUUCAAGGGUAGGCUUUUGCCAUUCAAGGAUAAUGGCAAUAACAAUCAAAUGUCAAGGACUAUCAGAGAUGAGCUUCUUGUUGAUGAUGAUGAAGAUUUUGAAGAUCAUGAAGUUUCCCUGCGGCCGCCUAAGGGUUCCACAAGGUGGAAAGGCCUUCUGGGUCUCAAGAGAAGCUACAUUGGCUCCAAGAAAGUUGAGAAAACUGAUGGGUCUGAAAGUAGAAAGCCUGGUUUUUUUCAUGAAGAGAUGCACAUUGGCAAGAGUUCACAGGAGCUUUUGAGUGAAGGAGGUUCAAGUCAUCACAGAGAUGUUGAAAUUGGGAUAUAGCUAGAUGAUGGAGCAAUUCUUUUAGAAGAGUAAAAUGGUGAUGCUGAUAUUUUUCAUCUAUUUUUAGCAGAGAUUUGGAUAAACUUAGAGUUCUUAAUCAGUCUGUGAAAGUUUUUUUUUUUUAACCUUCGUCUUCUCUCAUCUGUUUUUUGGAGUUCUAUGAUUUGUCUGUUUUGUUGUUUUCUGUACAAAAUGUUUGUAGUUGAAGAACUUCUUGUAUUCUGUUGAGCACUUAUUCAUAGAUCUGCACUCAGUUCAUUUUUUUUCUCUUA
Molecule: messenger RNA, 951 nt
Organism: Manihot esculenta (cassava)
Lineage: Eukaryota; Viridiplantae; Streptophyta; Magnoliopsida; Malpighiales; Euphorbiaceae
Exons: 2
Coding region: 152-679 (175 amino acids)
Source: RefSeq, a predicted model, not a curated record